Phymastichus coffea is the source of this 2423-nucleotide messenger RNA. RefSeq lists its product as uncharacterized. Gene Ontology annotation, biological process: long-chain fatty acid metabolic process; fatty-acyl-CoA biosynthetic process. The record is from RefSeq and is a predicted model, not a curated record. Gene Ontology annotation, molecular function: long-chain fatty acid-CoA ligase activity. The transcript is spliced from 9 exons. Lineage: Eukaryota; Metazoa; Arthropoda; Insecta; Hymenoptera; Eulophidae. Bases 677 to 2290 code for a protein of 537 amino acids.
AAUUAUACUUCACUUAGAUUGAAAUAUUUGUUGCUUGAAGUGAAUGAAGUUGCGCAGAGCGAACAAAUGAAUGGACCGCAUAAAUGACGUUUAAUGUGCUGUUGGACGCUUAUUCUUAUAAAUAAGAUGAUGCAUGUUAACAUGCUUUAGUGUCGACUGAAAUACUGAUCCUAAUAUAGAUUACUUUAAUUAACUACGUUUCAUUUUAUUAUUUCUGUUAUUAAAAUUUGGCCUUUCUAACUUAAUAUUUAUUUAAAUAGAAAUUUUAGUUGCUUUUUCCUUACCAUUGAAUUAGAAAAUUUGGUUUCUACAUAGAUAUACAUGAGCUGCACCUUGUAUUAUAAUAAUUAAUAAAUAACAUAGUUACAAUUAAAAACAGUUAUCAGUGCUUUUUUAAUUCUGAAAUUACUUAUCUGAGUUAUUAUGAUGUACUAUUUACUUAAUAUUUUGUUUACUCUGACUCGCAACUUAUUGAGUGUUACUUCGCCUUAAUAAGUUCUAAUUUACGUCAUCGUUCUUCGAUAAGGACUUAUUUAGUAAUUUAGUACUUGCAUCAUUUAGUUAUUUAACAUUUUCAAGUGAGGUUAUUUAAUUUAAUUAGCUGAGGUUUACAUAGUAUAAGAACAGUUCAUUUUGUGUGAUUACCACAGUAACAUCCAUCUCUUUACGAUUUACAAUGGCUAUGAGGAUUCCCGAUAAAAUCGAUAUUGAAAAUUUUACUAUCGAAAACAAUAUUCUAAAAGGAAUUAAUGUUGAGUUUAAUGAAAAUAUCUGCUUUGGUGAAGCUAUUCUAAAUUGUUUAGAUUCUAAUCCACAUCAUGUCGCACAGAUAGAAGCAGAUACUGAUAACAAGACUACCUUUGCUGAAAUGAAAGAUCGUAGCGUAAGAUGUGCUCUAUGGAUGAGAGAAUACGGAGUGAAGCCUGGAGAUAUUGUAAUAGUCUGUUCUGACAAUCAUUUGAAUACGUACAUACCUGUUUUAGCUACUUUUUACGUUGGAGCUAUCUUAAAUGGAUGGGAUCAUAAUAUUUUAUUGACCACGGCAAGAUAUUUUAUUAAAUUCUUUGAGCCAAAAUUAAUAUUUGUUUGUGAAUCUGCUGCACAGACUCUAUAUGAAGCGAAAAGAUUGGAAAACGUUAAUACAGAGAUAAUUGUUUUCGGAAAAUAUUCUAACCUUAAAUCAUUAGAUGACAUAUUGCAAGUUGAAUCUGAAGAAAAAAUUCGAAUGUUCCACCCGUUACAACUAGCCAAUCUGGAUGAAACUGCUAUAAUUCUAUUAACGUCUGGAAGCACUGGUGCGCCGAAAGCCGUCGAGCAUUCUUAUAAAAAUUUUCCAAAAUUGAUACAAACAUUCUAUAUACAUCCGCUCAAAGGAAUAAGUCUAUGCAUGGCGUCAGUUUAUUGGUUGACUGGUGUUAUGCAUUUAUUUGUAUCCACUUUUACAUAUGGAACGAGAAUUAUAUUCAGCAAUCCGGAUAUGGACGAGAGAUGCAAGGUCAUUCAAAAAUAUAAGAUUGAACGAAUAUUCUUGUCACCCGUCUCGAUUAAUUAUUUCUGUAAAGGCGAUCUUUUUAAAAAUUAUGAUCUCCAAUCUUUAGAGCUUAUAGUUACUGGUGGUGUCAGGGUAAGCCCACAAUUAUUAGAGGAAUUUAAACGCAAAGUGCCAAACGCUUUAACAAUUAUGAAUUAUGGCCUAACAGAAACUGGGCGUAUGGUCACGUCUCAAACGGAAACCACAAAAAAUAUUGGUUCCGUUGGUGUUGUUGCAUCAAAUACUCAAAUAAAAAUAAUAGACAUAGAUAAUGGUAACUGUCUUGGAGUAAAUCAAGAAGGAGAAAUUUGUGUAAAGCAGCCUACUCUUAUGGUUGGUUAUUACAAAAAUCCUAAAGAGACCAAAAAAAUGAUUGACGAAGACGGUUGGCUUCAUACUGGCGACAAAGGUUAUUUUGACGAAAAUGGCGAGAUAACAAUAACUGAUCGAAUGAAAGAUGUGAUAAAAUAUCGUAAUUACCAAAUAUCGCCAGGAGAACUGGAAGAAGUUUUGUUAUCUCAUCCUGCAGUGAUUGAAGUUGCUGUAGUGCCUAUUCCGCAUGAGAUUGAUAAUGAGCGACCAAUUGCUUUUGUAAAAGCACAAACUGAUAUAUCUGAAAAUGAACUUGUAACGAUGACGUUAGUUCUCGGAGAGAAUAAUAAGUUGAGUGGAGGUGUAAAGUUUCUCAAAGAAUUACCUCUAACGCCAAGUGGAAAGAUUGAUAGACGAUUAUUAAAAGAGAUGGCUAAAGCUUUAUAGAAGGUACAAUGAUUUUCAAGUAUUUCUAGCGGUAUUCAAUCACAAUGAGAAUCUAUUUGGAUAAAAUCUGAAUAAUGUCAUAGAAAGGCCAAUUUUUCGGCUUUAAAAAAAAAUUAAUGUAGAUAUACGUAAA